Molecule: messenger RNA, 1911 nt
Organism: Aureococcus anophagefferens
Lineage: Eukaryota; Pelagophyceae; Pelagomonadales; Pelagomonadaceae
Exons: 2
Coding region: 1-1911 (636 amino acids)
Biological process (GO): transmembrane transport
Cellular component (GO): membrane
Molecular function (GO): 2 iron, 2 sulfur cluster binding; transmembrane transporter activity
Source: RefSeq, a predicted model, not a curated record
AUGCCUCGCGCCGCUCUCGCGCUGCUCUGCGCGUGCACAUGCCAGGCCUGGCUGCGCCCGACGCCGACCAUGCGUCGCCCACUCACGCGCACCGUCGACGUCGCGCGCCGCGCGCAGCCCAACGCCGACGCCGACGCGAGCGCUCCCAUGAGCGACGGCCGGCGCACGGCCCUGCUCGCGUCGCUCGUCGCCGUCUACACGUCGAACCAGUGGUGCCGGAGCCUCCUCUUCUCCACCGUCGACUUCGGGAGCGACGACGGCGUCCGGUUCGUCAACGCGGCGCUCGGCCUCUCGCGGUCCGACUACGCGAUUCUGGGCACGCUGGCGUUCAACGUGCUCUUCGGCGGCUGCUCGCUCGCCGCGGGCGCCGUCGUCGACCGCGCCGACGCGGCGAAGCUCACGUGGCUGAGCUGCGGCGUCUGGUCCCUGGCGACGGUCGCCAGCGGGUCCUGCGAGUCCUUUGCGCAGCUCGCGCUCUGCCGCGCGGCGCAGGGCGUCGCGAUGGCGGCGACGGCGCCCGCGGGCUACGCCCUGAUCGGCCGGGCCUUCCCCCCGGACAAACUGGCGACGGCGACGUCGCGCUACGCGGCGGCGGUGAGCGUCGGGGGGGCGCUCGCGUCCGCGUCCGUGCUUUUGGACGACGCGCUGGGCUGGCGCCGGACCUUCGAGGUCGUCGGCGCCGCGGGCCUGGCCGUCGCCGCCGCGGCGGCGGUCGCGCUGCCCGGCGAGCGCGUCGGCACGAGCGCGGCGACCGGGAGCACGGCGGCGGGCGGCGGCGGCUUCGGGGACCUGCUCGCGUCGCCGGCGACGCUCUUGCUGCUCGCGGCGACGGCCGCGCGGUUCUGCGCGGGCUUCACCAUCGCCGUCUGGGCGCUGCCCUGCCUGCGGUCGGCCUUCCCCGCGCGCGCCGCGGACCUGGGCCUGGGCUACGCCUUCGUCGUCGGCGGCGCGGGCUUCGCGUCGGCUUUGCUCGGCGGCGCGGCGGCCGACGCUUUGGCGGCGCGCGCGCCGCCGGGCCGCGAGAAGGCCGCGCGGGCGCUCGUGCCCGUCGUCGGGUCGCUGCUCGCCGCGCCGCUCUGGGUCGCGGCGCUGCUCCGGGCGCCGACCUUCGAGUGGGCCGUCGGGCUCCUGGCCUUGGAGUUCCUCGCCGCGGAGUGCUGGAUCGGCCCGACGACCGCGCUCAUCCAGGCCGAGGUCGCGCCGCGGUCCCGGGGCCUGGCCCAGGGCACCUUCACGUCCCUGACGCUCCUCGGGUCCCUGGCGCCGCUCGCGGCGGGCAAAGCGCUCGACGCGGACGCGACGCUCGACGCGGGCGUCCUCGUGUCCGCGGUCGUCGCGGGCGCCUACGUCGUCUCCGCGCUGCUCUUCCUCGGGGCCGCGGCCGCGCUGGACACGGAACCUAAGACGGCGCUCGGCGCCGGCUUCGGCACGGACGUGCGCAAGGCCAAGAAGGGCGGGAAGAAGUCGCGCAGCUCGGCCGCGGGCCUGACGACGGACAACGGCUGGGUGCCGCUCGUCGAGCUCGAGUGCUCGCUCGAGGCGGGCGAGGCGCGCGCGGUCGGCCGGUCGAUCACGGGCAAGCCCUACCUCGUGCGGCGGAAGCAGGACGGCGACGUCGUCGCCACGUCCUGCGAGUGCGGCCGCUGCGAGUACCCGCUCACGAAGAGCGAGACCCAGGUCGUCGACGGCGUCGAACAGGUGCUAUGCGAGAUGUGCGGCGCCGCAUACUCGCUCGACGACGGCGCGGGCGUCGCGUCGGAGGCCAAGGGCAACCCCCUCUUCGGCGCGCUCCUGCGGAACAAGCCGGACAAGCCGCUGAGCGUCUACCCGACCAAGGAGCUCGACGGCGGCGCGGUCUACGUCAACAUCACGCCCAAGUCCCGCAAGGCCGCGGCCAUCGACGCCAUGUAG